UGAGGAACGGUGACGCUACAGAAACGCUACAUUCGCCUUGAAGAGUCACUUCUACAAGCCUGCAGUCGUCCAACAAGAUGACAACUUUGACCAUCUCAUCAGAGGCCUGGCCACGCAGAGUAGCCAAAAGAUGGACCUCAAAUACUCAACUGCUAUGACGCAAUACCUAUUCAGUGACAGCAUGGCCUUUGGCAUGGAUGCCCUGAGCCUGGCUAUCCAGAGAGGUCGGGAUCACGGUCUUCCUGGCUACAAUCAGUAUCGCAAAUUCUGUGGUCUUCCCGAGGCGCACUCAUUCACCGACCUGGAGGAGAAUAUUCCUAAAUCGAUCGUGCAGAAGCUGAAGUCGUUGUACAAGAGUGUGGACGACAUCGACCUCCUCGUCGGCGGGAUAGCCGAGAAACCGGCCGACGAGAGUCUGGUCGGACCCACGUUCCGUUGCGUCAUGGGCGAGCAGUUCAUCCGAACCAGGAUUGGCGACCGCUUCUUCUACGACAACCCCAGUCAACCCAACUCAUAUCGGGAGGGUGAGUUUAAAAUCCCUCUUAUUAAUACCUCAAGUGCAAAAUGGAAACCGUCACCUUCCGGCCAAAGAGACUGUAGGAAUAAUACAGAAUACACGCAUUCCGAUUUCACUGCGGUGCGCGCUUAACGCAUGUUAGCGCCU
Molecule: messenger RNA, 664 nt
Organism: Bemisia tabaci
Lineage: Eukaryota; Metazoa; Arthropoda; Insecta; Hemiptera; Aleyrodidae
Source: RefSeq, a predicted model, not a curated record